Molecule: messenger RNA, 2705 nt
Organism: Eriocheir sinensis (Chinese mitten crab)
Lineage: Eukaryota; Metazoa; Arthropoda; Malacostraca; Decapoda; Varunidae
Exons: 2
Coding region: 112-903 (263 amino acids)
Biological process (GO): proteolysis
Molecular function (GO): serine-type endopeptidase activity
Source: RefSeq, a predicted model, not a curated record
AAAGCAAGUCUGCACGUCUGCCUGUGUCUGCUUGUCUCUGCUCAGUCUGGUGUCAUUCUCCAUCGAUCGCUGGGCAGCGUAGCACCGCCCUGCACCACCCCACCCCGCAGCAUGCCAAGGCCACACCACCUGCUCCUACCCCUGCUCCUGCUGCUACUCCUGAAUGUCUCCUUGGCAGAUAUUCAGGACAUCGUGGCCGCCUGCACAGAAUUCCGUACCUGCGGGUGUGCUCUGGGCGUCACAAAGGGAAAACCGGCCCUCGCGCGCGUCCGGAACAAGGAGACCGACAAAGGCUGCAUUGGGGUCUUAAUCAACGACUUGUACAUCCUGGCCAACGCUGAGUGCAGGAACAUGACAAACCGGACGGAUGUGGAGCUCACCGUCACUCUCAAGAAGGAGAGAGUCGCGGUGGAUAGCGUCAUUCUACCUCCCGAUCACUUCCCUGACAUGAUCCCGCGACAGAACAACAUCAUGCUUCUCCGCCUUAGAGCCCCGCUAAAUAUGUCACUCCAUGUACCCAUCUGCCUCCCAGAAGCUUCACUCUUCGUGCACCUGGGCGCGAAGGCUCUCAUCAUGUCUCCAGGGCACCUAAGGAUUGGCGUUAAGAUACAAGGACGUAAAUGCUGUUAUCGGCGACGCACGAUGGGCUUGGUGAGGUCUAUACUCUUGCGGGAAGGAUUAUUUUUGUGUGCCGGGGAGGUGACGACGCCUUUUUGCAACCAUGAGCCCGGGAACUUGCUGGUGAUGAAGCGGCACGGAUGGUUCACGUUGCUCGGCCUCUCCACCACUCAAGAGUUCUUCACGAUGUGCGGCAAUUCCAUGGGCCUCUUCUCCGAGGUGCUGCCGCUGCGGGAGUGGAUCAGGAACAACACCCAAGACGCAUCCCAGUGCCAGUUUGUGUAGAGGCGGACUCGCGGACGGACGGAAAAAUAGACAGACACCCCUAACACCUCCACGUGCCUGCUUACGCAUCAACGGAUAGACGGAUAGAGAAAGAGAUGGGUGGGCAGGUAUAUAGAAAGGUAGACACACACACAGACGUAAUGGAAACACAGGAUCAGUGGGUGCCAAACAAUAUUAAACAUGUCUGUGACGUGACGGAAGGACGGACGGACAGACAGAGAAAUAAACAAACUGAUACACACACGCAUCCAGACAGACUAAAGAGUUAAACGUACACACAGACAGACAGACAGACAGACAUAUGCACACAAAUUUGGACAAAAUGUCACCCAGCCAAACAACCAGUGAGCCAGACAAACAUAAUCACUAUAUUCACAGACAAACACAGAAGCACAGAGUAUAAAAAGUGCCAAAUAAUGUUAAAAAUACCAUCACUCAAUGAUGCAUGUUCGUUAAUAUCUUUUCCGGACCAACACACGAAGGGACACAAGGAGCAAGCUCAUGAACGGUAUCAAUCGGUGUGCAAAGAAACGCCUUGAUCGCUGAGGGCAAUGAACCCUAUAUACUUUGGAACGGACACUAGUAAGUUAUACUAAAUUUUUGGUUAUUUUCAUAGAUGAUAAUAUCAAUUGGAAAUAUCAAAUUAACUCUGUUGUGACUAAGUUGUCUAGGAUGUGUGGUAUUUUAUAUAGAAUAAGAAACAACCUUACACUAGAAGCACUUGUCAGCAUGUAUUACACGUUAUGGGUAGGCGGUGGCCGAACUGGUAGCGUACUGGGCCCACAUUCACCGCGUGAUGGACGACGCAGGUUCGAAUCCCCACGCUACCACUCGGAUUUUUCAGUCACCGCCGAGUGGCUUAAAACUACCCACAUGCUGUCCUGAAGACCACCCACCAACCCGGACUCUAGAGGAAGCCGUCCAAGCGAAUCAAGAACGAGUUCCGUGGGGCAGCAUGAGACAAUGCAAGAUGGCGCCACUAUAAAAACACUCGCCUGCGCCAGAACGGGCUGGGCCGACCAUCAGGCCCCACCUGGAAGAAGCCUUGGGCCGACCAUCAGGUCCCACCGGGAAGAUGCCUACCGGCGCAAUAGGCAACGUAAAAAAAAAAAAGAAAAAAAGAAAAAAAAAAGUUAUCCUCAUUUCAUAUAUUGUGUAUCAGACCCUCCUUUCUCAAGAACUUGCAAAUAGCUCAAAACAAGAUAUUUAGGUGUAUGUUUUAUAUGAACAAAUUUGAGUCUACACAUAACUUAUUUUCUACACACAAAUUUCUUAAUUUAUAUAGUAUUCAUAAAUACUUUUUAUUAUUAUUUUUGUAUAAAUCCCUUGCACGGUUCCAUGGAAAUCAACAUUUUCGUAUUGUAAGCACAUUGCAGAACAUUCGCAGUAAUAAUGUUAACCUUAUUUGCCCACAGUUCAGAACAGUUCUUUUCAGAAACAGCGUGUUAUGCUCAGGACCUCAUAUGUGGAAUUCUUUGCCAAUAGAAAUCAAACAACUUUUACACAGUGGUAACUGUACUUUAUUUAAGAAAUCAUUAAAAACUCAUCUGCUCACUGUUCAAAAUAGUUUGGGGUAAUUAAUUGUAUUAUUACUUAUAUAUACUUUUGUAUUCUGUACUGUAUGUAUAUAUUAUCUGUAUAUAUAAUUAGGUAGGUUCGUACUGUAACCUUAAAAAAAAUAUAAAGAAAAAUAAAGUCUAUCGGGAAGGUUCGGCUUGACAGACUUAGCCAAUGCUAAUAUGAAAUGUAUUAAAUAACAUUAUGUUCUUGUAAUGUAAUGGCAAUAAACAUUUACUUACUUA